Anopheles moucheti is the source of this 1413-nucleotide messenger RNA. RefSeq lists its product as uncharacterized. The transcript has 4 exons. Lineage: Eukaryota; Metazoa; Arthropoda; Insecta; Diptera; Culicidae. The record is from RefSeq and is a predicted model, not a curated record. Bases 166 to 1203 code for a protein of 345 amino acids.
ACAUUUCCGCAAAACAAUCGCGUCGGACAGUUUUUGUGCUUCUGUUUGAAAUUUGGCAAAGAAAGCUCAGAGAUACGAAACGAACGAUUAUCCUACUAAAAACAGUAAUUUGUGCAUUGUUCUUCGGUGGCUAGGAUUUCUUCGCAUAUUUUACUGCCUGUAAUAAUGGGAGAUCUACCAAACAAACGUUACGGUGCAAGAGCAUCAGACACUUCAGCGGUUGUGAAAGAAGAAUUUCCCGAUGAAGACAUUUUCAACGAUCACACUGUGGAACAGCAAAUGGUAGAUUUAGAGGAAGCAAGCUCUUCGUCUUGUAGCAACAAGGACCCAUUGACAGACGAAAUAGAAAUCGGCGACACAGGCAUUACUUUUCAGCAGGCAAUAUUUACGAUACACGACUUCGAUAUCAAAGCAGAACCAAUAACUGUUGAUACCAAGAAAAGAAUUGAAGACAAUGACGAUAUCCUUGAAACAAGCCCAAAGAGAAGAAAACGCGAUGAUAAAGAUGAAACGGACGUAAAUUCGCAAGAAUCGAAUUUUUCUAUUGCAGCAUUUUCAUCAGAAUCAUCAACAAGAACCCAAACAAGGCAUAAAGUACCGAAAACUACUUCAACUCUUCCCAACAAUGACAGCUUAACAAACGAAGUUAUCUUGCAAUAUCUCCGGUGGAUGGAAAAUGAAAUUAAAGAAUUAAGACAAACGCUAAAAUCCAAGUUUAACGAAAUCAAGACAUUGAUAAAUUCCGGUACGAAUAGUACUUCUGAGGUAUUCAACGAGGUGUCAACGAGGAAUCAUUUUGAUUUCGAAAUCAUAAAAUCAGAAGAAGAAUUAGUUAGCUUUGAGGAACGUUUAGCGACCGAGGCGUAUUUUGAAUCUAUGUUAUCGUGGUUAACUAGUCGCAUCAGACGCGACCAUCCGUCGAACCGAAUGCAUGACUGCUUGGACUUGCUGUUUGAUAAAUAUUUUUUUGGCCGUUGUACAUGGACAGGCUACGGUAGAACUGGUCCAAAAGUCAGGUUUUCUGAUAAAACAAAUGUGUUUGAAUUGAUCAGAUUUACCGGUAGGUGCGACUACGGGAUACCGACCAUUGAUGCAGUUAGCAGCUUUCUUAAACUUAAAUUGAAACACGCUAGUGCGCGGACGAAAAACUCUUUUACUCGAAGAAGCAGUUGUAGAACGAGGCGGAAUAAAACUGAUGACUAACGGAAUAUGUUUGUUUUUUUUUUUUAAUUGUCACUGGUUUAUGUUUUCAUUAGGUGAUUGACGAUGAUGUGGGUAUUAAUAUAUAUUUUUGGUUUAUAUUUUUUAUGUGGUUUCAUUAUUAAUUCAUUGUUCUGUGUUUUUAUUCAAAUUUUUCUAUUUUUUUUAAUUGAAUAAGAUCUUUAAGAUAAGAUUAGUUGAAAAUGUUCAACG